UUCCAAGUUUUCAGGGUAUUCCGAUGGUCGAUUCACACGGUUUGCAGUCGCCAGACGUCGUUGUGGAGAAAUACACUAUAUCGAGAGAAAAGUCGUCGAUUGGCUUCGAAAUCGGCAAUAAUGUGACCGUUCAGUUGAACGCGCCAUCGGACGUUGACAACGGGCGAGAACGGGAUUCGUCGAAUGCGCACACAAAAGUUAUUAUGGAUCACAAGGGAGAUAUUCAAUAUCUACGCGGGAGAAUUUUGACGUCAAACGGACCAAUCGUCGGAUUCCGCUCAAUUCACGAGUCUGUCGGUGAAUCCAUGAACCUUAUCAAUUUGCAAACAAAGCAAAGGCACCGUUUUAAGGACUUCCCAUUCCGUACAAUCGACCUUGCCUUCGCCCAACAUCACAAAUACCUCGCCGUGCUCAACGCCGACCUCUCACUUGUAGUAUUUGAGGUGUCUGACAGAUGCGAUCCAAAGAAAUACCUGUCGAUCGUGAAUUGGCCGUCAUAUCAAUCACAGGGAAACGAGGAUCAACCGAAACUCUCGUGGUGUCCGUAUAUUCAGGGUGAAGAUGAGGAUGAUGAGACUAUUCAUAUGAUUGCUGUCUACUUGGGUCGCCAGCUGUACAUUGUGAAUCUAGGAGUUUUGAAAGAAGCGGGUCUAGGAGACACUAUCGAAUUUGAGGAUGCAAAGAAAGAGGACGGUGGACUAUUCUGUCACUAUUUCUCUGAUCAACCGGAUAAAAAGAAUCUGAGAAUUGCUUCAGUCUGUAUAUCUCCUGAUUCUACAGCUGUUGCAAUCGCCAAGACCGAGGGUCCCGUACAAUUUUUCACUUUUAACGAAGAGAAUAAUACACUUACCGCUGCUCAUUGUUUCGAGCCACGUGGAUUCGCUAGGAAUGGAUUGAUCGAUGAUCUGAUCUUCCUUGACGAUUUGACACCGGAUCGUCGGAAGUCACUUCCAUUCUGGAGAUCAUGUGUUGUUGUAUCAAAUGAUGGACAUAAAGUUGCUCUAUACGAAUGUCAGAGUUGGAAGUGUCUCGGAAGAAUUCGCUUCGAGACCACUAGAGCUAUCAAUAAAUUUGUUAGCAUUUCGGAUCCGGCAGCGAAUUUUGUGCAUUUGCUCGAUGUGGAUGGCAUGAACGUCUUCACAAUUGAAAUCCGAAAUCCAUUCCGUACAGACGAGCAGCCACGUUUCGUUGGAAUUACGCAGACCUCAUUUUGCCAUUCGAUUUUCUCGAUUGCCCCGAUUUCGUCGAACACUUUUGAAAAUGCUGAAGACUCUGGAGAUGACCUAUUCAACAAUGAUAGCAACGAUGAGGAGAGCGGAGAUGAAUCAGAUGGAACUGAAUCAGAUACACGGAUGAAGCAUACCAAGAUAAAGCGGCAUUUUGUGGCAAUGGGCAAGAGGAGUAUGGUCGAGCUACAAUUGACACUGAAACAGCAUAUUCCAUCCCCAGUUGGUACUGUUGCAGCAGAAUCUUCACAAAAAGAGCCAAGUCCUUCGGUUUAUGUGGACACUGAGACCCCAGAGCACCAACAGCUACAAAAUUCUGGAGGUCUUCUGAUGAAGGUUGCUCCACAGACUUCUAGUAUCGAUGUGGAAAGUGUCAAUCAGAAGCUUGAUGACGUCAUCGCUGCACUGGCACGAAUUGAAGCUGAUAGAAAGAAUAGCAAUGAGCAAAUGGUUCAGCAGAUUGUUACGGCACUCGAUGAGAAUAUUCGAAUGCGAGAAGGCUAUAUGCUCAAUCGAAUCGAGCAAGUUUGCGAGAACGGACGUCUCGACACAAUCGCCGCAAUCCGUAAUGGUCUCGCCAAUUUGAAUGGAAAUAUGGAGACAUUUGUACGAGAUCAGGGUGUUGAAACAGCCGAAUAUAUUAGUCAACGUGUUGGAAGUACGACGAGAAAUGCUCUUGCUGAAUGUAUUCUACCGUCGUUUGAACGGAGUUGUGAAGUGCUUUUCGAACGGCUCAAUGAGCAUUUUAGGCAUGGAAUUAAUGAGUAUCUGGCUACAACGUCUCAAAUGAUUCAAGGAACCGCAAUGGCCACAAUGCAAAUGGCAGCUCAGCAACAACAACAAAAAGGAGAACUGGAACGAAUUGCCCUUCUUCGAAUGAUUGAAACAAAUCCAGAAGAAGCCGUCGAAGCAGCUCUCAACAAGGCCGAUAUGAGCAUUCUCGAAUUUGUAUGCUCGAAAAUCAAUCCGGAAAAGAUUGUGAUUCCCGGAAAUACGAAACUGAGCCAAAAGUGCCUCGUUUCGUUGGUUUCUCAAUUUACUGCCACACUUAGCAGUGAUCGUGAUCUGAAAUUCAAGUGGAUCGAGCUAGUGAUCCCGGAAAUUGAUAUGAGUGAUCCGGAGAUUAUUCAUGUGGUCACGCCGGUUGCACAGAAGCUUGUGAAUGCUCUCCAGGAACUAAUGGAGAACACAGCCGACGAGCCUGUCCGCCGUUAUGUCCGACUUCUCUACCAAAUGACACGUUCCUCACUUCUUCAGCCGCCAACUCCGUCGCAAAGAACUUUUCCAGCAGCUCUGUCAAAAUUCCUCUCGGAUCACUCGCAGCAAUGAUUUGUUCUACGACUUCAGCCGGCUCCGACCGACCAAAAAAAAACAAUUUUUUCUUAUUACAAAUUAACCAAAUCUCUCAGAUUCUCAGUUUUACAUUGACCGUUUUCAUUUUUUUUUUCGUAUUUUUCAAGAAAAGAAGCACAAAAAAAGGAAAAAAUGCUCAAAAUUUUAAAUUUUUUCUUAUUUUUUUCACCAAUUCUCGCUGUAACUAAUAGUUGUGAUUAGACCCCUAUCCAUCUAACUUAUUGAUUUUUUAACUCAAUUUUUGUCCAAUUUUUGUAAUUUCCCAAGUAUAUCACAUUGUAUGUUAUUAAAACCGUUCAAGAAUUAAUUUUUUUUGUCUUC
This is a messenger RNA of Caenorhabditis elegans, 2900 nucleotides long. RefSeq names its product FHA domain-containing protein (gene edc-4). Lineage: Eukaryota; Metazoa; Nematoda; Chromadorea; Rhabditida; Rhabditidae. The transcript is spliced from 12 exons. Gene Ontology annotation, cellular component: cytoplasm. Bases 24 to 2555 code for a protein of 843 amino acids. Gene Ontology annotation, biological process: deadenylation-independent decapping of nuclear-transcribed mRNA. The record is from RefSeq and is marked reviewed.